UGUUAUAACUCGACUUCAACUCUCUUACAAUGUUGAGUAGAAUUGUAAAUAUGAAGGAGACGUACUCUUUCGCAUUCAAUUUCAGUAUGGACGAAUAUUACGAGUUUCUCUCCGAACAGCAUUCGGAAGAGCUACUCCCCAAUACAAUAUUGCAACUGAUUGCAGCUGUCUUUGGGAUGUUCGGAAACACUCUUGUUCUUUUGUUGUACGGUAAAUAUAUACAAGAUAAAAGUGGUUCUCGAUAUUUUAUUCCAGCUCUGGCUUUUGUGGAUCUUGUUGGAUGUUUAUCGAAUGCAGUCCAUUAUUACCUGGAUGAUACUGUGUACUAUAAUUACCCUGGGCUCAGUUUAUGUAAAACAUUGUACUUUUUGAUAUUGUUCACUGGAGGAUUUUCUGCUCAUUUAAUCCUUGUGAUUGCAUUGCAAAGGUAUCUGUUCAUCUGUCGUCCAUUUGGCCAGCAAAUGACAAAGAAAUUGCGCCGAAUAUCAGUUUCAAUUAUAUUUUUGUUCUCCUUUGGUUACUCACUUCCAUCAUCGAGAUUGAUUGGACGAGAAUUGAUUUCGAACGAGUUAAUUUCUUCCCAGCAAGUCAUUAGUUGUAGAUCUAAUGAUUUUAGUUUCAAAGGACAUCGAGUGAUGAUCUGGUACUUGGGGAUUUUACUACUGUUUAUUUUAUUAAACAUCGGUGUUACAUCUGCCCUGUACAUUCCUGUUAUUAGAGUUCUGUAUAAAUCUUUUUCGCACGGAACACCAAACGAUCGCAAUCAUCGGGAUUACAAUGCCAAUACUCGUUCUGAAGAAAGGCGUAUAUCCGAUAUGGAAAAUAUUGAUAUGGAGGAACGUCCUAAACAAGAUGUAAGACGAAAUAAUUUUGAACAUUGCAACAAAUCAAUAGACGACCGGAACCGGAAGUUAAAAGCGAGACAGAGAAUAACCAUCAUGUUUCUUGUCAUCAUUAUUGUGUACAUAGCUUCGUAUUUGACGACACUCGUUACACAAAUCUUCGCCUUUGCAGAGCGCAGUGUUAUGGACUUAAAAGGAUAUAGGCUGAAUAUUCUAUAUUUUUGUCUCCGUUUUAACCUUCUGAAUCAUAUUGCAAAUCCAUACAUUUACUGGAUUUUUGACAUCAAAUGUAGACAGGAACUGAGAAAGUUGUCUCGUUAUUGUAUCUUCAAACAUUAGAUUUUUGCAAUGAAUUCAUAAGCACUAUUGUUUUUGUUAUAUUUUUGUCAAUUUGAGUUUCUUACUGAAUGAAAGCAAAGUUCAUUACAAUUAUUAAAUGUAUAUAACAGUAACAGAAAUAAUGUUCAUUGUGUUAAAAUUUUCUUUGAAUAUCAUCAAAAUUCGAAAUCGUGUCUACAGCGUAUAUUGGACAUAACUAAUACAUAUAUCAGGCGGAAGCAUCUGUUGAAGAAAUAAUAGAUAUA
This is a messenger RNA of Saccostrea cuccullata (small rock oyster), 1426 nucleotides long. Its product is annotated as thyrotropin-releasing hormone receptor-like. Gene Ontology annotation, cellular component: plasma membrane. Gene Ontology annotation, biological process: G protein-coupled receptor signaling pathway. The transcript has a single exon. The record is from RefSeq and is a predicted model, not a curated record. Lineage: Eukaryota; Metazoa; Mollusca; Bivalvia; Ostreida; Ostreidae. The coding region runs from base 30 to 1181 and encodes 383 amino acids. Gene Ontology annotation, molecular function: G protein-coupled receptor activity.